Molecule: messenger RNA, 525 nt
Organism: Caenorhabditis remanei
Lineage: Eukaryota; Metazoa; Nematoda; Chromadorea; Rhabditida; Rhabditidae
Exons: 3
Coding region: 1-525 (174 amino acids)
Source: RefSeq, a predicted model, not a curated record
AUGCUCUCAAAGCUGUUCACCACCUCUUGCCUCGUGGCCAUCGCCCUCUCGACCGCCCAAGAAGAUGACGUGUCCGUUCCAACCAAAGUUUCUUCCACGAAACGCCGUCAAUAUGUGGCAGCUCAACAACCGGCUGUUCCAGUCGUCGCCCCAGUUGGACAGUGUCCAGGAGGCCCAUCACUCCCAAUCGAAUGUGACCCAAAGCGUCCAUGGCCACAGUGUCCACCACAAUCCUACUGCUAUGCCACCAACUCGGUCGACAUCGGACCAUAUUUCUGUUGCCCAGUCUGGUCGACAUACGGAGCCGCCUGGCGUCCAGCCACCCCAUUCUACAACUAUGUUCCACCAGUCCCAGCCAACUGGCCAGAUGUUGCCAAGAUGACCGCCAACUGGCCAGCCGCCGCCGUCAGUGUCCCAGUAAAGGCCCGCAAACCAACGAAAUCCGACGGAGACAACGAAGAGGAUCAACUUCCCGAUGGAAUUUCCUCGUCGAUCAACUCAUGGGUUCAACGUCAAAAGUUGUAA